AACGGCAUCCCCCUAUCUCUUCCAUCUCCAACCCUUGAAAUCACCACCACAAAAACAAAACCCUGCAAAAAUCAAACCAUCACCGCACCCUCUGAUCAAACCACCCCACCAUUUCCAAUUCGCCACAUCACCAAUGGACAACAACCCCAACGCCGCCGCCACCGCCACCGCCAUUACCGCCCAGCACCAGCACCAAGCCCAGUCCGCCACCUACCCUCCGGCCCAGGGCGGCCCGCCUUCCUCCGUCGCGGCGGCGCCCUUCCACCACCUGCUCCAGGCUCAGCAGCAGCAGCUGCAGAUGUUCUGGAACUACCAGCGGCAGGAGAUCGAGCAGGUCAACGACUUCAAGAACCACCAGCUCCCCUUGGCCCGCAUCAAGAAGAUCAUGAAGGCCGACGAGGACGUCAGGAUGAUCUCAGCCGAGGCCCCCGUCCUGUUCGCCAAGGCCUGCGAGCUCUUCAUCCUCGAGCUCACCAUCCGCUCCUGGCUCCACGCCGAGGAGAACAAACGGCGCACUCUCCAGAAAAACGACAUUGCCGCCGCCAUUACCAGGACCGAUAUUUUCGAUUUCCUCGUCGAUAUUGUCCCCCGGGAUGAGAUCAAGGACGAGGCCGGCCUCGGAGCUGUCGGCAUGGUGGGGACCACCGCCAGUGGGGUCCCCUACUACUACCCGCCGAUUGGCCAGCCCGCCGGUGCGCCGGGAGGGAUGAUGAUUGGGAGGCCGGCCAUGGACCCCACCGGCGUUUAUGCGCAGCCCCCGUCGCAGGCGUGGCAGUCGGUGUGGCAGACCGCGGCGGACGAUGGGUCCUAUGGGAGUGGAGGGAGCAGUGGCCAGGGCAAUCUUGAUGGCCAGAGUUAAAAGAGAUUAAUUUGUCGACAAUUUGCUGCAUGGCGCGAAGGAAAGGAAAUGAGCACUGCAGCAGAUAUUUGAUUGCUUGAAGUACUAUUAUUAUUUAAUGAGAUGACAAGAGACUUGUUUAAGACCCUUUGAUCCCGAGCAGUUGAAAGUUCACUGCCUUGUUCAGUAUUUAUGUGCAGUCUUUAUAAUUUAGGUUUCUCAUGUCGCUAACUGAAUCAAUUUCUUAUUAAUCAAACCUGGUAGACUUUUAGUAUGUUUCCCGA
Messenger RNA from Rosa chinensis, 1122 nucleotides. RefSeq names its product nuclear transcription factor Y subunit C-1. The record is from RefSeq and is a predicted model, not a curated record. Gene Ontology annotation, molecular function: DNA binding; protein heterodimerization activity; DNA-binding transcription activator activity, RNA polymerase II-specific. Gene Ontology annotation, biological process: regulation of DNA-templated transcription. The coding region runs from base 134 to 859 and encodes 241 amino acids. Gene Ontology annotation, cellular component: nucleus. The transcript is spliced from 2 exons. NCBI's taxonomy places the organism in Eukaryota, Viridiplantae, Streptophyta, Magnoliopsida, Rosales, Rosaceae.